Paramuricea clavata is the source of this 591-nucleotide messenger RNA. The record is from the annotation of a GenBank genome assembly. Lineage: Eukaryota; Metazoa; Cnidaria; Anthozoa; Malacalcyonacea; Plexauridae.
AAUGGUUCGUUUAUUGUCUACGAAAAGCUUGGAGACUUUUUUGAUGACGACAUAAGAAUCAUGAUCGAAGAACUGCAUGCUUGGUUAAAAUCACAAAAAGACUAUAAGUCAUCAACCGGAGAAGCGUGCAAAUACCUUUACACAAAAAAUCUCGAGUUCAAAAAGAUUCUUCAAAGCAUUGGUGGAAUUCGUCAGUUGCUGAUUCAUACACCAUCGAUACAGUUUGAAAUGCCUGACGCAACCGGUGGAAAAAACUCUCUGAAACUGUUGGAUGCCAGUCAACCAGUGAAAUACCAUUUAGACCGUCUAGGAGGACGCUAUGGUAUAGGAAGAAUCGUCAGCUACUACGAAGACGAAGACGUGUACGAUAUACAACUUUGGGAUAGAAAAUCGAAGAAGACAAAGUGGAACAAAGCCCUGAGACAAGUUAAAGUAGAAGAUGCACCUGCUACUGAACUUGUACAGUCAAAUAGAGUGUUAUGUUCUAUUGAGUUAGACGAUAAGUAUAAGAUUGGACAGAACGCUCAAAAGCAACUUGAAGAUUUACAAUUACUUUGUGUUUGUUAUAAGAACAAGUGUCUUCCUUGUUAG